Molecule: messenger RNA, 2337 nt
Organism: Symbiodinium pilosum
Lineage: Eukaryota; Dinophyceae; Suessiales; Symbiodiniaceae
Source: the annotation of a GenBank genome assembly
AUGAUUAUCGCUAGGACAGCUACGCAUCUCGCAUCCGAACUGGAUGCACUUCGCUUCAAGAACGGCGCACAGCGUUGUGUCAGUUUGGUCACAACCCGAGGUGGAUUCCACGACGGACACGGCACCGUUAUCAAUGCAGCCGAUACCGUCAGCGAUAUCGUUGUUGUCGCUGUGGCGCCGGAACCCAACCAGAAAAACGGUAACUUGGUGACUGCAUCGGAAUUUCAGGACAUCAGUUUCCUGGAAAACCACCAUGUUGAUCUACUUUAUGCCCCGGCUGACGAUGAACUGUUUCCACACAGUUUCGAAUUCAUGAUCGGCGUCGCACAACCUCACGCCUGUGAUGUUGUUGAUGUGGGUGCCUAUCGACUGACCCAGCAUUUGAAACUCAUAAAUGCCGUGCUGCCCAAUAUCAUGGUCUGGGGCGAAAAGAACUUUGUCGAGUUUCACAGCGUUCGUCAGAUGAUCAACAAUCUGGAUAUACGCACACAAAUUCAAUGUGUACCGACGCUGCGCCACGCUGACGGAGUGGCCGUAUCAAGCGCCGCAGAAAACAUGACCGCUGCAGAGCGCGCCAAUCUGCCUAUCCUCUACGAAACAUUGAACAACGUUGCCCACGCAAUCCGCACCGGCGCUAGAACUUUUUCUAAUCUGGAAAAGACCGCGCGUUUAGCACUGAGGGGUGCCGGUUUACAGAUUCAAUACUUCAAAAUACUGGAUGAAGAAAACCUGGGUGCCGCCAGCGAAAAAACCACAACCUAUCGAAUCCUUGGUGGCGUUAAACUGGGUAACAUUCCAAACCUGACCGACCCGCUCACCCAGCAACCCCUUAAAAGCCUACUCAAUGACAAGCAGCGCGCACAGCGACUGCAGCAUCAGCUGGCGGGCAUUUGGUUUGAUUUCAGCAAGCAGUGGGUAGACGGGGUGGUACUGGAUGGGUUAACCGCACUCGCCCAUGACCGCAACGUGAUGUCCCAGGCAAAAGCCAUGCUGGCAGGUGAAGCCAUCAACCUUUCCGAAAAUCGAGCUGUUUUACAUAGCGCGCUACGUGGCGGAGCACCGGCUGCGGACAAAGACAUGCAGGAUCAGGUCAACAAAACCCUGAGCAGGAUGUUCAAACUGGAAGCGGAUAUCACCAGCGGCAGAUGGCGCGGCUAUACAGGCAAAGUCAUCACCGACAUUGUCCACAUCGGUAUUGGUGGUUCUCAUCUCGGUCCGGAACUGGUGGUUAACGCGCUGGUCGAUCAUAAAACGAAUAGUCUGCGCAUCCAUUUUGUGGCCAAUAUCGAUGCCGCUGAAUUGACCCGCACGCUGGCUUUGUGCCAACCGGAAACAACGCUGUUUAUCAUUGCUUCAAAGUCUUUUGGUACCCUUGAAACCCAGGUCAACGCGAAAAGCGCACGCAGCUGGUUUCUCGAGCGUACCGGCAGCCUCGAAGGCAUCGCAAAACAUUUUGUUGCUAUAACAACCAAUCUGUCCGCCGCUAAGGCAUUUGGCCUGGACGAGGCAAAUUUAUUCCCACUAUGGGACUGGGUCGGCGGCCGCUUUUCUCUAUGGUCAGCGGUAGGUUUGCCCAUCCUGAUGAGCAUCGGCAAACAGGGGUUUGAGGCAUUUCUCGCCGGCGCAAAGGAAGUAGAUACACACUUUGCCACAGCGCCUGCUGCGGCCAACGUGCCACUGCUCAGCGCAUUGCUGGCGACCUGGAAUUACAACUUUCUCGGCGCGCGCAGCCUUGCCGUGCUGGCUUAUGAUGAGCGCCUUAAGCUACUCCCCGACUACCUGCAGCAGCUCGAAAUGGAAAGCAACGGUAAAUCCGUGAACCGAGCAGGCGAGCGCGUAGAUUGCGCCACUAUGCCUAUUCUCUGGGGCGGUACGGGCACUAAAGGCCAGCACGCUUAUCACCAGAUGCUGCAUCAGGGCACGCAUGAGUUUACUGCGGAUUUCAUCAUCGUCGCACAAGAUGAACAUAAUUAUCCUGAACACCAUAACUGGUUACUGGCUAAUGCUCUGGGACAAAGCCAGGCAAUGGCCAUCGGGCAUUUGCCCGCUGAGAACGAACCUCACAAAGCCGUUGCGGGUAACCAUAGCACCACCACAAUUGUUCUGGACGCACUGGCUCCCAGGCAACUUGGCGCUCUACUGGCCACCUACGAACAUAAAGUUUUUUGCCAAGGCGCUAUCUGGGACAUAAACUCCUUUGAUCAAUGGGGGGUUGAACUCGGCAAGCGCUUGGCGGAGCCCAUCUAUGCGCAACUGGCUGGUCACACCGGCCAGCCCGCAACACAGGAUCUGGUCACCCAGCACUUGUUAGAUCACCUCAAGAACAAAAAACGAUAA